AUGAUAAAGGAGUCGCUAUUGGAGUGCCCUUCGGAUGGAAAGUGCAAUAUCAAUGCAAACACUAGAAAGUUGUGUCCAAAAUGUAGACUUCAUAAGUGUUUGGCUGUGGGUAUGAAAAAAGAAUACAUAUUAGGUGAUGAGGAAAGGGAGCAAAGGAGACAAUUAGUCGCAGAGAAUAGACGCAAACGAAAACAAUUGAGUGAAAGUCAAAACACGUCCUCAGAAGCGAAUGAACCCUCAAAUCCACGGCCACUUGAGUCGACCAUAUCUAGUGAUUGUGGUGACAGUGACUUCUUGGAUGAUAUAAUGGGAUGCGUUUUGGAUGAGCACUCGGACCACAGUAUUGAGACAUUGAAAGACAGACAUAAGUUAGAAGAUAUCAAUGAGAAGUCACAAAAAAUAGCUGUCAUUCCGCUGUUCAAAGAGCUCACAGAUUAUAACAGUUUGAAUGAAUUAGAGAUCAAUAAAAUUGGAGAGUUAUUGAACACAUCCAAGAUAUUUGACUACCCGUCCACCAAAAACAUCAUAAAACUUAAGGACAAAUCAGAGUACGUAAGGCUUUACUCCCAAAGAACUGAAGAUAUUGUCAAAGAAUUGCUUAAUUAUAGCAAAGGGUUGAAUGGAUUUAGUAGGCUAUGCGAUGAGGACCAGUACACCAUAUUUAAGUACGGGUGCUCUGAAAUGUUAUUAAUGCGAUCACUCUAUUCAACCCAAAUCGACCCGGUCUUAAGCACAGAUAUAAUGUUAGAUAUUUACUAUUCAAGUGUCGAUCCGAUUGUGACUCAAAAGAAAGGUUAUGUCAACUAA
Oppiella nova is the source of this 807-nucleotide messenger RNA. The record is from the annotation of a GenBank genome assembly. Lineage: Eukaryota; Metazoa; Arthropoda; Arachnida; Sarcoptiformes; Oppiidae.